Molecule: messenger RNA, 912 nt
Organism: Aspergillus oryzae RIB40
Lineage: Eukaryota; Fungi; Ascomycota; Eurotiomycetes; Eurotiales; Aspergillaceae
Exons: 1
Coding region: 1-912 (303 amino acids)
Source: RefSeq, a predicted model, not a curated record
AUGGGCUCCAACACAAAUGCAUUGGGAUUCAUACGGUACGAGAAGAAAUCUGGGCGCGUCAUCCUCGUGAACGCCUGCGCUCAGCUUCGGACCGAUGCGCUACAGCUAGGGCACACCUCGAAAAAGGGCCAACUCCAGUUUGCAGGAUGCCACGGAGAGGGACUCAAACUUGCCGCCAUGGUGAUGUGCCGAGAAGGCCAUAGCGUCAGCAUCGAAACCGGCAAUUCUCAUUGGAGCUUUGCUUACGGAGGGCCUUCAAAAUCUCGGUUUUGUUGCAAUAUAGGUCCGCUUAGUGUGGCUACGCCCGACGGUAAACCCAAUCCCGCUCAGGACAUGGCUUGCUUUACGUACCGUACUUGGAGAGAUGUGUGCGUGGAGAUCGGACCGGACAGUGGAGGGACGGGAGGGGGUGUAUCCCUCGAGAAGUUCAAGCAAUGGCUGACAGUAUCCCUCGAUAUCCGUGGCUACUCGUACCCUGAAUCUAACAUCGAAACUGACCAAGGUGACUUGAUUAUUGAUCCGAGGUUUCGCGGUAAAGCCUUUCUGAAAGGUCUUCUACUUCCAGCUUCUGUUUUAGAGGCACGGCCAUUCGAGCUUAGUUACAACUUCGUCCAGGGCGGAGUCAACCGUGACAGGCAGCGAUUAGUUAGUCGGUACGAACAAGCAGAUCUGGUGCGACGAAUCUGGGAAUCUGCUAUCCGCGAAAACGAGGUCUUGGUACUCCCGAUUUAUGUUAAUCUACUGCGGAACUUUCCCCGCGCGCCAGACGUUGAGCUCGCUGACCAGCUUCUGGAUCAUCCCACGCGGUUUCGUAUCUGGAAAUAUCUCCUGAGGGAGGCAGGCGAUAAAAGAUUCUACUUCUGUCAAAAGACUGGCAGUCAGGUAAGUGAAGCCGGGGUAAUACGCUCUUAG